AUGGAAGCAGAUCAGACUGGUUUUUCGGGUUCGUCGCCGUCCAGCGUAGCAGGUGUAGCGGCUACCGCUUCAACAACCUGUAGCGACGAAGCAAACAACGGGGACUCAACUCCCCCAACCCCUGGAGCAGCAAACAGACAUUCUCCUAUCUACAGUCGUUGUGCCAAUGACAUUAUUUCUGUAAAGGAAGAACCAGAUGAUGACACCCCAACGGUGCUCAUCAGCCCCAGUCAGACGACGCCCCUGCCUUCGAUCUCUGAGGAGAACUGGAGGGCCUACUACCAACAUCCUCUGGUGGUUCUCAACGGGAACACGGAAGAUGCAGUCGGAAUCUACGAAACCUACAAGUUGCCAUCCUUGGCCAAAUUUGGCAAGGGGCUCGUUGGAAAGUUGCCCGCUGCCAUAUGGAGUGUUGCCGUAGCCUCACCUGAACCAGAAAUAAUCACAGCUCACACGGAUACCCAAUCGCCUGUGCCCAGCCCCGUCCAGCCCAGCGACCUGACGAAUAACGGAGCCAUUUACCUGCACCGAGGAGAGGGCAAGGUACAAAUCCUGCAUCCGGGAGACCGCGAGGAUUCCGUCAUCCAGCCUGUUCCGGACGGUGCCAUGCCGGACGGAGGACAGAGAAAGGAUGACAAAGAUCCGGGAAAUGAACAGCAAGCUCUUCCUCUACUUGCCCCCACGGCGGUCGAAGUGAAACAGACUGUUGAUGGAGAAGUGGAAGAAAUUACUGGAGACAUUGUCAGGUCCAGAGAGAUACAAGUUUUAUCUUCGCCUGAACCCACUCAAGCCGAUCUUCCACUAGAAGGUGCGACGUAUCCUACAGGAGAAUUUUCUCCAUCUUCCUACGAAACCCUGGGGACGGGGCAGUACAGUGUACUGACGAAUGUAGUCGUGACUGUUGCACCACCGCAAUAUGGAGCUCAAACUGCAGCAGCCAGCAAUGUUUAUACACUGAAUCCUGGAGAUUACUACAGAGAGCCAACAGAUCAGUACGCCCAAGCAGUAAGGCAGCAUCUUGCUACGUAUCCAGAAACUGUAGAAAAUGUCGCCUACGUCGAGAGGUAUAUCAGACAAAACUACAAGCCAUCUCCUCACGGUCUUACAGUAGAUUUGCCAUCACCCGAUUCUGGUAUCGGAGAAACUACAGUCACCCCAAGAGAUUCCAUACCCCAGAUCUUCGAUUAUGAAAUGCCUGGUCAGCCUCUUCUACAGCCCACAGACGAUGAUUCUUCCACUUCAAGAACUACCCCAGUGCCAUCAUCUCCUUCCAGGAAAAAUUCCUGGAACCACGAAUAUGGCAGAAAUGCCGAAUUGGACAAAGUGCAAAUUCCUAAAAUCUUUUCAGAUGUCGGAUUCCGUUAUUAUUUAGAUUCUCCCAUCUCAACGAGUCAGAGAAGGGAAGAUGACAGAAUGACUUACAUAAAUAAAGGGCAAUAUUAUGGCAUCACACUGGAAUAUAGUCCAGAUCCAGACAGACCUUUAAGGAGCUGUACUGUAAAAUCGACUGUGAUGCUUGUAUUCAGAGAAGAAAAAAGCCCAGAAGAUGAGCUUAAAGCAUGGAAAUUCUGGCACGGGCGACAGCAUAGCGUGAAACAGCGAAUAUUAGAUGCUGAUACUAAAAACAGCUGUGGUAUUAUUGGUCAAAUAGAAGAAGUAACACACAAUGCAAUAGCCUUUUACUGGAACCCCAUGGAAGGACCAGCUAAAGUUAAUGUAUCUGUACAUUGCCUAAGUACUGACUUCAGCAACCAGAAAGGUGUUAAGGGAUUUCCACUGCACAUACAAAUUGACACGACUGAUGACUUAAGGGAAGGUGCUCCCCCUAUUCAUAGAGGAUACUGUCAAAUCAAAGUUUUCUGUGAUAAGGGUGCCGAAAGAAAAACGAGGGAUGAAGAAAGGAGGGCUGCCAAAAGGAAGCUUUCUGCAACAGGGACUAGUCGUAAGAAGAUAGAAGAAAUGUAUCAUCAACCUUGUGAAAGAUCCGAAUUUUAUUCAAUGAGUGAUUUAACAAAACCACCUAUACUCUUCACACCUGACGAUGACAAUGAAAAGCAAUCUUUUUUCUCACAGGUGAAUGGCCCAGAAUUAGCAUUUUAUACCAUUGCUGCUGCAGCUCAAGAGGAAACUCCAGUAGCUGUAACGGAAGUGAAAUCGCUUGACAUUCCUGUAACUCCUCCCAUGAAGAAAUUCAAACUUGCCCCUGCUGAUAGAGAACUAACAGUCUCGUAUUGGGAUCCAGUGCUGCUUUAUGUGAAGAGGGCCGAUGAAGAAAUCUUCCAUCCUCUACACUUGAUGCCGCCAUCGCUAGCAGGUCUUGCCAAGGCACUUGAAAAUAAGUACAAUAUUGGUUCGGAUUUAAUAAGAAACUUUUAUAAAAGGUGUAAAAAAGGAAUCACCGUAGUGAUGGAUGAUGACAUAGUCCGGCUUUACUGCAAUGAAGAUACAUUUAUUUUAGACAUGAUCAAAACAGAAGAUAAUAAAUAUGACAUCACGCUGGUUGAACUUUAGCAUGACGCAAUAUUUCGCAACACAAAUUAUACAUAUAUUUUGCCAUCAUUCAGUAUUUAAAGCUACUUUGAAGAACUGAAAAUAUUAUUGCUGAUAUUCAGCAAUUUUUUUUUACCCCUUUUAGAAUCAUUUUUAUACUUGUUGGGAAUCAUUCAUAUAAUGGUUUGUAAUACAAAGCAUAUAUUGGGCAAAUAUUAAAUUUUAUUUUCUUGUAUAAUUUAUGCUUUGGGUAAGGUAAUUUAACUUCUUACUUUUUACAAAUUUGUUUUUGUAAGUGUGAUUAUAUGUCGAUAUUAUUUAAACAUAUAUUCUCUUCAUUUGCCUAAAUCUGCAGCAUCAAAUAUGUUAUUCCUACAAAACUAUCAGUUUUUUUUAAAAAUAUACUUCAUUUUUAUAUUUAUAUUUUGUGGAAAUUUACAUAGUAAAAAUUUUAAUAGUAGCAGUCAAAAAAUAUAUAUAGAUAUUUGAAAAUGGAUCCAAUUUGAUGUAGUUGACAGCUAUAAAGGUAUAAAAAGAAUCUAUAAUAUUUAUUCCACAUCAAUUAGCUGGAUAACUAAUUGUUUUUAAAACAUGUCUAGCAUUAACUAAGAAUUAUUUUUUCAAUGAUUAAUCAGAACUUGUGGGAAAGGCCAGAUGAUUUUUUAUAUCAAAUUGUAUUUUAAAAAUGCAAGUAUAUGUACACAACACAUCCUACUCGUUUUAAGGGACUCAUAUGAAAAAAGUAAAGCGAAAAUAAAUAGCUAAAUAACAAUUGUUAUAAAUACAGAAUAGAACACGGUAGUUAUCAUUAAAGGAUAGUUGCAUUAAGUAUGAAUACAGUUCUUGGGUACAUUAAAACAGCAGCAUGCAAUUUACUUUCAAUGUAGGAAACCACAUUUUUGUUUCAUUAAAAGUAAACUGAAAAGAAACUAAAACUAAACCAUGACUCGACAUUAAAAUCUGCUACGGUAGAAAAUCCCUAAAGAGAACUGUGUCUUUAUAUGAAUGAUAACUUUUCAAGUACUGGAUAUUUUACUGCUGUCAAUGCAUCAUUUUAGUUACCUUUUCAAUCACAGUAGUAAUUAUAAUUUUCAAUUAUUAAUAUAAGUUUGAUGCUGCAGUUCAAUCAGUUUCUCAUAUUAAAAUAUAAACAGCUGGGAAAUGAUGAUUUGUGCCAAAACAUUUUACAUUAAUCAAUAUUCUUCUUUUAGUACAUAUUUGAUGUACCUUUUUUUUUUUUUUUUUGAAAUAUUCAUAUUGUAACUUUUUUUCAUUUUUACAAAUAUGUGAACUCUAUUCUUCUAUGUUAAAAAAAGUAUUUGGACAUAUGUUAUUUUUCAACAAAUGCUUUCUCUGAAAGUUAUUUCAUGUACAUUCCAGACACAUUCCAUUUUUUAAUUCAAACAUUAUGAAAUUACUUUUUGAAAAAAAAAAAAAAAGUAAAAUGUGCUCAAAGCCAUGUUUUAGUUAUGUUAUGUGCAAUUUUAUGAAAUCAAAACAUACUAGCUGCAGUGCACAGCUCUUGCAGAUUGUUUUUUUAAUGAAGUUUUAUUUGUCAUUGUACUUCUUAUUUUUUGACAUAAUGAGCUUGUGAACUAUUUUUUAUUAAAUUUUAAACAUAUUUAUGAAUGAUUUGAAAGGAGCUAGAAUCAAAAUUUUCAUUCAUGCUACGAGAUUCCAGUUUUGAGAAGGACAAGUUUCUCAUACGAAAAAGUGAUUGACAACAUUUAUCAAUUUUCACCCCAAUCAUGUUUGAAUUUCUACAAACAUACAUGAACUAACUCUAAUAUUCCAUUACAUAAAAAGUUCACUUUCAUCAUGUUCCACUUGCAAGCAAAAUAUACUUGUUGUGUUUAAGGUUUUAACAAAUGAAAAUUUAAUGUUGGAAAGAAAAUCUGUGUUGGCAGAAUUUCUAAGCAUUCACUUUUCGAGAUUAAGAAGUUUUGAACGUUGACUGCCAAACAAAAUCUGAUGUGAUGAGAUUUUUUAAUCCGCAAAAUUUUUCUAUGAAAAAAACUUCAAAAUUGUUGUGAUUAACAGUAUAAAAAUUGAAUUGAUGACUCCUUGGUAACUUUUUGUCUGGUUGACAAAAUGCUUCAGGCCAUACAUUUAAUUUAGCAAUAUCACCAUGAAUUUUGGUAUUUUUAAUUGAAUGAAAAUAUAGUAAAAUUUCUCAGCAUUAAAAACAAGUCUUCCAAACUUUGUCUUUUAUUAUAUUUGUAAGCAAACUGACUGUAAUAAUUGUUAUGUUUAACAUUAUUAUGGAUCGACAUUUUUGAAAUGGCAGCUUAAGUAAAUGUUUCUUAUUUUGGCUGUUUUGUGUAAAUAUUGGGAUAUGGACAACAAAAAAUGUACAGUAUUAGUGAUAUGAAUUCAUAUUCAAUAUCAGUGUAAAUAAAAUCAUUUUUUUACUUUUUAACAGUGUGCAAUUUAUAUUUUUAAUUUAUACCAAUAUUAUAAAGAGAGAGGACGAAUUUUUG
This is a messenger RNA of Uloborus diversus, 4970 nucleotides long. Its product is annotated as protein grainyhead-like. The transcript is spliced from 20 exons. Gene Ontology annotation, molecular function: DNA-binding transcription activator activity, RNA polymerase II-specific; RNA polymerase II cis-regulatory region sequence-specific DNA binding. The record is from RefSeq and is a predicted model, not a curated record. NCBI's taxonomy places the organism in Eukaryota, Metazoa, Arthropoda, Arachnida, Araneae, Uloboridae. Gene Ontology annotation, biological process: regulation of transcription by RNA polymerase II. The coding region runs from base 1 to 2511 and encodes 836 amino acids. Gene Ontology annotation, cellular component: nucleus.